This is a messenger RNA of Paramormyrops kingsleyae, 621 nucleotides long. RefSeq names its product barrier-to-autointegration factor-like. NCBI's taxonomy places the organism in Eukaryota, Metazoa, Chordata, Actinopteri, Osteoglossiformes, Mormyridae. Gene Ontology annotation, cellular component: nucleus; condensed chromosome. Gene Ontology annotation, molecular function: DNA binding. The record is from RefSeq and is a predicted model, not a curated record. Gene Ontology annotation, biological process: chromosome organization.
UUUCGAAGGGUACGGGUGUCCUGAGUCACGUGACUCAUCCUAAUAAAAUGUUACGGCCGUCAGGCCCUUCAGGUGUUUGCUCCAACGGUUAUUUCGUACCAUCCGCUUGCAGUCAUGUUGACUACCUCCCAAAAGCACAGAGACUUUGUAGCGGAGCCCAUGGCGGAGAAGCCAGUCACCGCUUUAGCCGGUAUUGGAGAUGUUCUGGGAAAGAAACUCGAGGAACUGGGAUUUGAUAAAGCAUAUGUGGUUCUGGGUCAGUUCUUGGUGCUGAAGAAGGAUGUAGAACUCUUCACUGAGUGGCUGAAGGACAUAUGCGGCGCAAACUCCAGACAGGCGGCCUCAUGUACCCAGUGUCUGAAGGAGUGGUGUGAUGCUUUCCUGUGAAGACUGCCUAGCCACAUCUGUCGGCCAACUGCUGUUUUGUAGCUUUGUAUGUAUGGAAACUAUUUAUUCUUUUAACGGAGGGCACUUUUGUGAGUGUUUUGAAAAUAAAGUUGGAAAUAACUUCAUUAACCAGAAUGUACAGCUUUUUCCAAAAGAGCAAUGACUGAUGAAAGUUUGAGAUCUGAAUUUAAUGGUAAAGUAUACUGAUUUAAUAAACUGACCUGUUGACACUUG